Molecule: messenger RNA, 1194 nt
Organism: Triticum turgidum subsp. durum (durum wheat)
Lineage: Eukaryota; Viridiplantae; Streptophyta; Magnoliopsida; Poales; Poaceae
Source: the annotation of a GenBank genome assembly
AUGACGAAUCAUCAGAUAAUCAACUCGGAGAAGCAGAUCUUGGGAGGAGGGAUGUCCAACCCCAAGCGGCGGCAGGGGCCGGUGAACCACCACGACCGCGCCGGCAAAAGAUCGCGGCCUGUGCACAAGCAGCAGAAGCACCUCUAUCUUGUUCUAGACGACUGGACCAGAGGCUUCACCAUCCGCAAGAUCGACGUCGACGCCAUGGACAGCGGCCCCGACCUGGACCUGGACCUGGAGCCCCCGGUCGUCCGGCUAGUGUCACCCGCACCUGUUUAUCCCGUGAACUUCACUGCCCUGGGCAGCAACAUCUUCAUCGCAAGCAACAGGCACCCCGGCACCAUGGUGUACGACACGGAGACGGACGGGCUGGCCAUCGGCCCUCUCCUCCCGGACACCCUGCUCGGCGGCACCCGCGUCUUCGCGGCCACCGCCGACACGCAGCAGCUGUACGCGCUGAAGUACAGGAUCUGUGACAGGCAGCAGGCCUUCGAGGUGAUGUCCACGGCCUGUGUCGAGGAUUGGUAUCCCAACUCUUUCCCAAACCCAAGCCAGGACUGGUCCUGGGCAACCGUUCCGUCACCACCGCCAUUCCCCAAGGAUUGCGUGGUCACCGCCUACGCCAUGCACCCGGACGGACGCACUCUCUUCGUGUCUUGUGCAAACAGCCGCAAGACGGGCCGCCACACCUACUCCUUCGACACCAGGAGCCAUGAGUGGACGUCUCAUGGCGACUGGGUGUUGCCUUUCCAAAAUCAGGGUUACUUCGACGGCGAGCUGGACGCAUGGGUCGGCCUUCGUAAGGACGGCUACGUCUGCUCCUGCCGGGUCCCUUCCCGCACCAGAACGCUCGCCGUGCAGCCGGACUGGAAGAUGGCCAAGGACGAGCUUUUCCUCGAGCACCCGGGGAGCCUGGGUGCCACCCUCGCGUACAUGGGGAACGCCAGGUUUUGCCUUGUGGAGACGGAAGAACUGGAGUUUGAUGGCUUCAUGCUCUAUAUCACCAUUUUUGGACUCAAGUACAGCCAUGAGGGAGAGCUGCACUGCAACCCACCACCCGUCGCACCACCAAGUCAUGUCGAGUGGCUAGGAAUCUCCUGCAUUUUUCUCCCGUGGCGUUCUGGUUAUAGCUAUUUGCUGUUUGGCUUGGUUGCCAUGCAAUGCAUAUUUGUCAUUCUCAUGGAUCUGAAUUAG